Messenger RNA from Ceratotherium simum simum (southern white rhinoceros), 1398 nucleotides. It is a transcript of the gene S1PR3, whose product is annotated as sphingosine-1-phosphate receptor 3. Gene Ontology annotation, cellular component: membrane. Lineage: Eukaryota; Metazoa; Chordata; Mammalia; Perissodactyla; Rhinocerotidae. Gene Ontology annotation, biological process: G protein-coupled receptor signaling pathway. The record is from RefSeq and is a predicted model, not a curated record. Gene Ontology annotation, molecular function: sphingosine-1-phosphate receptor activity.
CGGUGUUCCACCCGAGCCGAGGCAGGGGCGCCAGGAUGCCGGCGGCCCAAGCGCCCUUCCCAGACCGAGGAGCCUGUGCUCAGCACCCUCGCUGGGGGCUGCCCUGGGUCCUCACUGAAGCCUGAGCCGCAGUCUUUGUUUCCCGGGAAAUGGACGUGCCCAGGGCGCCCUCUGGUGGAUUCUGGAGCUAACCGACCGUGAGUUCCUCGCGAUGGCGAUGGUCCUCCCGCCGGGCCCCGCACCCUCCCCUUGGAAUGAGACCCUGCACACACACUACAACUAUGUGGGCAAGCUGGAGGGCCGGCGGAGGGAAGCUACCGAGGGCAGCACCGUCACCAACGUGCUUCUCCUGAUCGUCUGCAGCUUCAUCGUCCUGGAGAACCUGAUGGUUUUGAUUGCCAUCUGGAAAAACAAUAAAUUUCACAACCGCAUGUACUUUUUCAUUGGCAACCUGGCUCUCUGUGACCUGCUGGCCGGCGUCGCUUACGCGGUCAACAUCCUGAUGUCGGGCAAGAGGACGCUGAGCCUGUCUCCGACGGUCUGGUUCCUGCGGGAAGGCAGCAUGUUCGUGGCCCUCGGGGCGUCCACCUGCAGCUUGCUGGCCAUUGCCAUCGAGCGGCACCUGACCAUGAUCAAGAUGAGGCCGUACGAUGCCAACAAGAAGCACCGCGUCUUCCUGCUGAUCGGGAUGUGCUGGCUCAUUGCGUUCUCGCUGGGCGCCCUACCCAUCCUGGGCUGGAACUGCCUGCACAAGCUGCCCUCCUGCUCCACCAUCCUGCCCCUCUACUCCAAGAGCUACAUCGCCUUCUGCAUCAGCGUCUUCACGGCCAUCCUGGCGACCAUCGUGAUCCUGUACGCGCGCAUCUACUGCCUGGUGAAGUCCAGCAGCCGCAGGGUGGCCAGCCCCCACAACUCGGAGCGGUCCAUGGCCCUGCUGCGGACGGUGGUGAUCGUGGUGAGCGUGUUCAUCGCCUGCUGGUCCCCGCUCUUCAUCCUCUUCCUCAUUGACGUGGCCUGCAAGGUGAAGGAGUGCCCCGUGCUGUUUGAGGCCGAGUGGUUUAUCGGGCUGGCGGUGCUCAACUCCGCCAUGAACCCCGUCAUCUACACGCUGGCCAGCAAGGAGAUGCGGCGAGCCUUCUUCCGGCUGGUCUGCACCUGCCUGGUCAAGCGCCGGGGCCCCCGCUCCUUGCCCAUCCAGCCUGCUCUCGAUCCAAGCAGGAGCAAAUCCAGUGGCAGCAACAACAGCAGCCCGUCCUCAAAGAGCAAGGAAGACCCUCCUCCAGUGGCUGCCCCGCCCUGCAUAACCAACAGAAACAAAACCCUGCAGAACGGGAUCCUCUGCAAGUGAGGGCGCCAGCCUCAAGGAACGGGGUUCCUUACAUCUCCAUGGGAGGAGCA